Molecule: messenger RNA, 5234 nt
Organism: Haliotis rufescens (red abalone)
Lineage: Eukaryota; Metazoa; Mollusca; Gastropoda; Lepetellida; Haliotidae
Exons: 25
Coding region: 80-3838 (1252 amino acids)
Biological process (GO): cell-matrix adhesion
Cellular component (GO): cell surface
Source: RefSeq, a predicted model, not a curated record
AUGACCCAUAGGACAUUCAGGUCGUAUAUGAGUGCAGCUCUUGGGUCGUCAUCCUUCAGUUUACACAGUGUUUCCAAGUAUGAAGUCUCACAGGGUUUUCGUAAUAGUGAUAUUAUUAGGUGCCUAUAAUGUUAUAGCCGAUGACCACGACCAUGACCACCAGCAGGCCAAACCAGACGACCCACAAUCCCCUAAGGAAGAUGGCGACAACACCGGAAGUGACAAUGGAAAUGGAAAAGAUGGGUCCUGGAAUAUCCCCGGAGGCAAUUUCCCCGAAGGAUCCGAACUUACAGGGAACGGCCUGGACAGGUUAACUGACAGGUUUGAGGAAAUGUUCGACGGGCCCAACGGCCAACAGGGAUCCGAAUCAGCUGGGAUUAAAAACAUGUUCAGGAACCUUGGUCAAAAGCUGGCCAACUUGAGACGAUCCCAGAACGCUAAUCCGAGAGGUCAAGGUGACCCUGACCCUCUUCCCCAACCCUUCGCCAGCAACCCGUGUUUCCAGAGUCAGGAGAAGAUUCAGGAAUUCUCCGACGAAAUGUCGGACCUUUUACCAGACGCAGAUAUUACAGAGAACGUUGAUACGGGAGAAGAUUUCAUGGAGGGCCCGGAUGAAGAACCCAGUGAAAUUAUAGAGAAGAUGUCGGACUUCACCCUGGAGUGUUUCGCCCCUAUGCUGGAUAACCACACCAAACACCAGAUGUGUCGUAUGUUCUCCAAGAAGUCUCUCCGAAGCUUCCAAAAGUUGAUGAGUGUUGGAAUGGACUGUGUGGAGGCCCUGGAUGACAUCAACAAUGAUGGCCGGCAUGACGACGAUGACGAUGACGAUGACGAUGACGACCUUGAUCUUCCACAUCAGAUGUUACUGAUGCAGCACAUGAAGAAGCGUCCAUUUGCCCAGUGGUCAAAAACUGACAUUGACCGUGCUUUCAAACUGGCACCGGAUACUUUCGACGAUGACGUCAUUGAGGGUCUGUCGGAUAACGUCUUUGAGUCCAGCCUUCAAGACCUUGGGCGCUUGGUCAUGCGGAAUAAAGGAAGUCCGGCCAUGCAGGGUGCGCUGAGGCAGAGGAUAGCAAAAUGGAGGGUGCCAAGUCGCAUGAGCUCAGCAGACAUUGCUCGAGUAGGUGCCGGCCUGGCUGCCUUUGACCCGGAGGACCUCGAUGACAUCAAGCCUGAAAAUCUCGCUGAAGCUAACUUGGAUGAUGUUGACCUUGAUAUUGAUGACGAUGAUCCAAGGAGUCUGACUAUUGGCCGUUUGAUGAUGAAAGGAAUUCAGAAACACCCAUCAGAAUACACAAGGGUCGACAUCAGAAGAAUGCUUCCAUUCAUGAAGAGUGACCAAAACAUGGUCCGUGGUCUGGACUCCGGCGCCCUCCUGCUAGCUCUGCCGGACGUGUCCAAACUUAAAUUCGAGUACGACGAGGCUCAUCCGAUCUGCAGGAAGCUCCGCGAGUUGCCGGACUGGGAUGAAGAUCGCGACAUCACCCAGGAGAAACUGCUGAAGCUGGGUCCUAUCAUGGCUGGGUGUGGAAGAGACUUCUUCGAUGAUCUCCCUUCGACAGUUAUAGACGGGGCGCUGACUGCCAUCAAGGAUAUCGACUUCGAUGACACAGAGGCUGGAGAUCUUCUUGGAAAACUGAGUAUUCCCGAGUUCAAAGACUUCACGUCGGCCCACUUCAGGCAGAUUGGCAAGCUUGCCAAGGCAAUGAGAGCCGACGACAUUGAUGACUUACCCGACAGCGUUGUUGCCGAGACUCUGGAUGACCUUGACGACGUCGACAUGGACGACUGGAAACGGAAGAUGUUCAUCAUAAAGGCAAUGGCCACCAACAAGAACAAGCUCCCUAUCAAACUCCUACUUCUUCCUCAUUUCGCUGAAGCCCUCAGCAUGGACGACAUUGAAACAGCCGACGUACAAGACAUCAAAAUGCACCUGGCCGGCGCCGGCAACAUCAAAUGGAGAAGAAGCUUGGCCUCCGCGCUGUUCCACAAGAUACGCGAAUUCAACCCCAGCCUAAACGUUGACGACUUGCACGAACUCGGCAGCAUCGUCACAGGUAUGUCCGAAGAAGACAUCAGCAACAUGCGUGAUGACAAGAUGAACGUCGUCAACCUCGCCGCCCAAUUGGCCGACCACGAAGACGACCUCUCCCUGUCACAGUCUGAAGCCAUGGCAGUAAAGAUUAGAAAUGCCUUCAACUUCGACAACCGCAACACUGUGGAGAUGGAUGAAACCGACGUGUUGCAGGUGGCACCUUUCCUUCAGUACCUACCAGAAGCCCAGUUCAACAAGAUCAAGAUGUCACGGCCUGCCAGAGAGGCCUUCCUCACGGCCAUGAACAGAGGCGCUAAGUCUAAAAUCAACCGAGAGAAGCUCAUAUACCUCAUGGGGCAGGGAGAAUCCAUGCUAAACACUCAGGAAUACCGAAUGACGGACAUGGGGACGGAAUGGGACGAUAGGAAAGUUGCGAAGCUUGGAGGUCUUCUUCAGGGCAUGCCAGACAAGGUCAUCAGGAGGCUGCCAGGCUCUGCCCUGAUGAGAAACAUUCGCAGCUUCUCCGGGGCAGCGCUCACCAAGCUCCAGGCAGAGGCCAUCAUGAGCAAGGUCGAGGAACAUGACUCGUCCUGGAACUGCAAACGUGAGCGACUGGCCCAGGUGGGACCUUUCCUGAAACACCUCAGUGAAGACAAGCUGAAGACCAUCUGUAAGUCCGAGAUGGCGGCUGCAGCCUCUGCUGUGAUCAAGGGCAUGAACCGCAACGACGAGGCCAGGAUGGAGAGAAGGAGGCAGGGAUUUAUGAGGGAAGAGACUAUGAUGACAACAGAUGGAGAGAAGAGAGUAGUGCAGCUCAUUCAGGAGAGCCUGAGUUCCGACGUGGCGACAAGGAGGAGACGGGCCGUUGCUGGGCCCACCUGCCACCAGAUUAAGACCCUCGGGUCGAAAGCUGCCUUCCUGGACGUGACGACUCUCUCCGCCAUGGAUCAGACAGAGUUCCCCAACUGUCUGCAGACUCUGGGAUCUAUCAGCGGUUGGGAGAAACCUCAGCUCGCAACUCUGCUGGACAAGACAAAAUAUGUUCAUGGUCCCCCCAAAACGUGGAGCGUAGAGAUCGUCAGACAGGCGGGAAGCAUCCUGGCCGCCCUCACGCCAGCCGAGCUGAGUCAGAUCAAGCUGUUCACCCUCGAUGCCAUAGCGUCCGCAGGAAAACAUCACCUUUUUUCACAAGAACAGUUGAGGGUUGGAUUUUACCGAUGGUUGAACAACUCCAAGGCUAAUGACAUCAGCAGAGUUUCAGCAGCAGAAAUGACCUCCCUCGGCAACUUCAUCUGUGCCCCCGAGCCCUCAGAUAUCCUGCUGUUCUCAUCCUCGGCAAUCAGAGGUGCGCUAAAUGUGAUUGGCGGAUUGAGGUCAUGUGACCAAAAUCAACUGCGGGCCUAUGCCAGACAGACGAUAGCAAUCUAUGGUGGAAAUGUAGGCAGUUGGAACGAACCCGUUAUCUCCGAUAUGGGAAUAGUCAUCGGUGGACUGAAGGCAAACCAGAUAAGAAUGCUGAGAGCCAAACAGAUUGCUGUUAUAAGCACAGAAGUCAUUCCACAUCUCACAGUUGAUGUCAUACAGUCGUUCACCGCCACCCAAAUGAACAGGUUCAGCGCAAACCAGGGUAAUGCUUUCACUGAGGAACAAUAUCGUCAUCUCUCCGCAGACAAAAAGGAGGUCGUUUCUCGCAAAGCGACCAUUGCAUUCAGAGAGUUUCCCGCUGGUGCCGCUGGUCUAUCUUACUUGACACCAUUAUCCGCCAUCGCCUGUUUGAUUGGUCUCUUCCUACGCUUUUAAUAGCACGGUGUUCAUAACACCGAUAUAGUUGAGUAUCUUUGGUAUGGAUACAAAUAUCUUAAGAAAUCUCUGGAAGAAAAUGGGAGGGAUGCAACUAUCAAAUGUUGAAAGUGCCGUGAAAACAUCUUCUGUAGAAUCUGUUUUGUGAAUUCCAAUCAAACUAGACAUUCCAGAAUUGUAUAAUUUUUUAUUUACGUGUGCAUUUAAAAUGUAAACUGCCGGGCAAAUGGAAGUAUACACUUGAAAAUUGGAUUUGACCAAAGAAAUCACGAACGUUAUCAAAACGUUAUAUGGUGCAAACAAAUCACAACUAUGAUACCCGCAUCAAAUACAUCGUAAUGGAACCAUUUUCUUUUUGGGGGUUCAUUUUUAGCCACCAUCAAACAUGGGUGCAUACUUUCUUUUGCCCGUCAGUAUACAUAAAAACGUAUGUUUUGAAAUUUUGAAAUGUUUGUGCAAGGAAAGUGCUGAAGGCACUGAUUGCAUACUUGCUAAUUAAACUUACCUGUCCAUGAAGGUAUCGCAUGCACAUUGGCAGUGAUGAAAGAUUUGUUGUUUAUAUGUGAGUAUGUCUAUAUUGUUUUUGUGUUGUUUAUGCGACAUAAACACGUUUUUAUUUAUCACUAUAAAGUGUUUGAUGGUCAACAAUCGGUGUCACCAUAAGCUGCCUUGUAACCCUGUUGAAUCGUUAUUUCUGUACCAUUAUUAUGCAAUUCAGCAUAUAUUUCAGCCAUAUUACUGCAAUAGUAUCUAAAAUAGAAAGAAAAAAUGUUUAAGGCUGCUAUACAUCAAGAUUAACAUAAGCAAUACAAAACGUGAAUAUUUACUCUAAAUAAUUCGACCUGUUUUGGCAUUUAAAAGUAAAUGCUUCUCCUACUCGUGCAAUAGACAUGAGAAAAUGGCACUUCAAUACGCACUUCACAGGUAAAAACUACAGUAUUAAUCGCUUGACAAAUGACAAUUUUGAGUAAUUUUAUGUCCGUGUAAGGGGGUGUUGGGGGCGACCAUUUUAAUAUCUAGGGAAUUCAGAAAGGUGUAAAUCAUUUGACCCCAUUUAAUAUUGUUGUGCAAUUUCUGGAACGAGAAAAUAUUUUUUAAAAAAUGAGUAAAUCAAACAUAACUACAUGGUACGACUUCAUACACACGUUCAACUCAUAUUCAAAAUGAAGAAAUGAUAUUCGUAUCAAGUUAUUCGCCACAUGUGUGAAUCUUAAACAUAAUUGAUUAUUUUUCAUAUUUUUCAGUCUUCAAAGCACGUUUAUGUGAUAUACGAUUGUUUAUGCUGGUGAUGAAACAUUUAUGUAUAUACUGUGCAAUUUUCAUUCUUAAUCCAGCCAGCCAUCUCAGUUUUGCAUGUCACAAUUUCAUAUCGAUAAUAAAUCAUUGCCACCUGUCA